AUGUUGACUACACGUGAAGACAAAACUGUAGGUCAAACAUUUCCCUCAAGUCUUGCCCCUGAAGCUUACACAGCAGAGUUUAUAACUACACCGGUUGAAGAAUUAACACACACACCAGAAAUCGAGACCAGUGGAGAAUCUGAAACUGGAGUUCCCUCUACUCUAAUAUCAAUCACAGAACCUGUUGAAUCAUCAACAAGACAGGAAGCAACAACACUAAUUGAUGACACUAUGGGCUUUACCCCAUCAGAAACUGAAGAGGCAUCUGGAACUACUUCAGAUAUGUUGACUACACGUGAACACAAAACUGAAGGUCAAACAUUUCCCUCAAGUUUUGCCACUGAUGCUAAGACAGCAGAGUUUAUAACUACACCAGUUGAAGUAUUAACACAUACACCAGAAAUCGACACCAGUGGUGAAUCUCAAACUGGAGAUAUCACUACUCUAGCGCCAAUCACUGAGCCUGUUGAAUCAUCAAUCAGACAGGAAACAACAACACUGAUUCAUGAAACUACCGAUCUUACACCAUCAGAAAUUGAAGAGGCAUCUGGAACAAUGUCAGACAUGUUGACUACACCUGAAGACAAAUCUACAGCACAAACAUUUCCCACAAGUGUCGCCACUGAGGCUAAGACAGUAGAGUUUAUAACUACAGAGGUUGAAGAAUUAACACACACACCAGAAAUCGAGACCAGUGGAGAAUCUGAAACUGGAGUUCCCUCUACUCUAAUAUCAAUCACAGAACCUGUUGAAUCAUCAACAAGACAGGAAGCAACAACACUAAUUGAUGACACUACGGGCUUUACCCCAUCAGAAACUGAAGAGGCAUCUGGAACUACUUCAGAUAUGUUGACUACACGUGAAGACAAAACUGAAGGUCAAACAUUUCCCUCAAGUUUUGCCACUGAUGCUAAGACAGCAGAGUUUAUAACUACACCAGUUGAAGUAUUAACACAUACACCAGACAUCGAGACCAGUGGUGAAUCUCAAACUGGAGUUAUCACUACUCUAUCACCAAUCACUGAGCCUGUUGAAUCAUCAAUAAGACAGGAAACAACAACACUAAUUGAAGAAACUACCGAUCUUACACCAUCAGAAAUUGAAGAGGCAUCUGGAACAAUGUCAGACAUGUUGACUACACCUGAAGACAAAUCUACAGCACAAACAUUUCCCACAAGUGUCGCCACUGAGGCUAAGACAGCAGAGUUUAUAACUACACCAGUAGAAGAAUUAACGCAUACUCCAGAAAUCGAGACCAGUGGUGAAUCUCAAACAGCAGUUAUCACUACUCUAGCGUCAAUCACUGAGCCUGCUGAAUCAUCAAGAAGACAGGAAACCAGAAAACUAAUUAAUGAAACCACGGACUUUACACCAUUAGAAAUUGAAGAGGCAUCUGGAACAACUUCUGAUAUGUUCACUACACGUGAAAACAAAACUGUAGGUCAAACAUUUCCCUCAGGUUUUCCCACUGAUGCUAAGGCAGCAGAGUUGAUAACUACACCAGUUGAAGAAUUAACGCAUACACUAGACAUCGAGACCAGUGGUGAAUCUCAAACUGGAGUUAUCACUACGCUAGCACCAAUCACUGAGCCUGUUGAAUCAUUAAUAAGACAGGAAACAACAACACUUAUUCAUGAAACUACCGACCUUACACCAUCAGAAAUUGAAGAGGCAUCUGGAACAAUGUCAGACAUCUUUACUACACCUGAAGACAAAUCUACAGCACAAACAUUUCCCACAAGUGUCGCCACUGAGGCUAAGACAGCAGAGUUUAUAACUACAUCAGUAGAAGAAUUAACGCAUACUCCAGAAAUCGAGACCAGUGGUGAAUCUCAAACAGCAGUUAUCACUACUCUAGCAUCAAUCACUGAGCCUGCUGAAUCAUCAACAAGACAGAAAACAACAACACUAAUUGAUGAAACCACGGACUUUACCCCAUCAGAAACUGAAGAGGCAUCUGGAACUACUUCAGAUAUGUUGACUACAAGAGAACACAAAACUGAAGGUCAAACAUUUCCCUCAAGUUUUGCCACUGAUGCUAAGACAGCAGAGUUUAUAACUACACCAGUUGAAGUAUUAACACAUACACCAGAAAUCGACACCAGUGGUGAAUCUCAAACUGGAGAUAUCACUACUCUAGCGCCAAUCACUGAGCCUGUUGAAUCAUCAAUCACAGACAGGAAACAACAACACUGA
Gigantopelta aegis is the source of this 2196-nucleotide messenger RNA. RefSeq names its product mucin-12-like. The record is from RefSeq and is a predicted model, not a curated record. Lineage: Eukaryota; Metazoa; Mollusca; Gastropoda; Neomphalida; Peltospiridae. The transcript has a single exon. The coding region runs from base 1 to 2196 and encodes 731 amino acids.